AUGUCAGCACUGGCAGCGAGACGGGCUGCAGCUUUGGCAGCCUCAUCUUCAGCUCCCUCACCAUCAAGCUCAACACCGUUGAAAGGCAGAUCACCCAGUCCUGCAGCCGAUAUUGAGGAGAGCGAAGGCGAAGGCAGUUCCGAGUCCGAGUCUGAGGGAGAAUCAAGUACUCCUCCUCCACCUAUGUCAACCUCGAACAAGAAGAGGAAGAUAAGGAGAUCACCUUCUGGUAAUAUACCUACACCUCCUCAAAGAUAUUAUAAUGCAUCUACCGAACAACCGAGAAUAACUAUUCCCCCAACUCAAGCCAAUAAUACUACUGUAAAUCAAAAUAGGAAAAGACGAUUUUCACCUGCUGUACCUGCUGAAAUAUCGAACGAAUACCCAUCCGAUUCUGAUGAUUCAUCAGUAGGAGACAGUGAUGCUGAUAUAGCUGAAGAAGAAGGUUCAGGGGAAGACGAAGAAGCCAUCAAUGAAGUUGAUGAAGGUAGAAUUAAAUGGGCAUUACCAAUGUCUACUGAUUCGACUCCGGGUCCAUCCCGUAGAACCAAGACCAAACCGGCGGUAUUGGAUUCGAUAAGUAAUACGUCCAAUUUUAAUCCAAUUGAAGGGAUCAAUUUGUACAAGAUGUCUGAAGAUGAAUUGAGUGCAUCUGGGUUACAAGAUGAAUAUUCUGGAGAUGGUUUGAUUCUCAGUCUAGCAAAGGAUGAGACUCUCAUUAUUGCAGGUACAUAUAUCCUUACCCCACUCUCCCGAUCUAUCACAAUAUCAUCUUGUGUACUUUCUUCAGAUGAAUCGUCCCAUCAAAUAUUCGCUCCUACUUCGCAUCCUAUACCAAUUAUAGCUCCAUCUCCAGCUACAUCGUCGGCCAAAUCAGUGACAUGGUUGAACGACUUGAGACUUCCAAAGAAGUUUAUCAAGACAGGAACGCUUUUCCUUAUCAGAGAAAAUCCAUGUGGGAUUGAUGGAUUGAGGUUUGGGGCGAUACCGGGAUUCGCUCAUAUCUGGUUGGAAGAGAUUGGGAAUUGGGGGUUGAGAGGUGUUCACCCUGUCAUUGGAUCAUUCCCUACUCCCAUAUAUCCACAUAUCACACCCCCUACAUGGUCAGAAGCAUUAUCAUCAUCUCUCCCUUUGAACGCAACGCAGUCAAACUCAUUGACCCAUUACGAGUCAGCAGAAGAACCUUUCGUAGGAAUUGUAAAAGGACCUAAACGAACCGGAAAAUCAACGUUCGCUAGAUCAAUUCUCAAUAACUUGUUGGAGAAAUAUGAAAAAGUAGCUUGGUUGGAAUGUGAUCUUGGUCAAGGCGAAUUUAGUCCUGGUGGUAUUGUUGGUUUGUGGAUAUUGGAUAAACAGGUUAUAGGUCCAUCUUUCACACAUCCAUUGAUACCUUAUCGAGCUCAUUAUCUAGGUACUUUUACACCACUUACAUGUCCCGACGAAUAUAUCUCAUCCAUUCAACAUUUGAUUGAGAUAUACAAAUUCGAUAUUCAACAUCAACAUGCAUCAUUCUCAUCAUCAAGUGAAGUUGACUCUUCAAGUAAGAUCAAUGAUAUCAUACCUUUGGUAAUAAAUACUCAAGGAUGGGUGAAAGGUUUAGGAGAAGAUCUGCUACGUUCAAUUGAACAAAUAGCAGAACCAAACCAUAUCUAUACCUUUAAUUCGAUUACGAGUCAUAAUGAAUUUGACACAUCUUACACUCGGAAUGGAAACAGUCAUAGUCAAGGAAAUGGUUGGACAAACUCACCACCUUACAAUACCAACCAUCUACCUGAUUUGUAUUCUACCGAUAAUACCUCCAAAAGAAAAGAAUAUAAACUUGAAUCAGCACCUACCACUGCAUUACAAGCAAGAUUUACCGCAGCCGAUUUCAGAGUUUUAUCAAUCAUAUCAUAUUUCCAUUGUUCGAUAUCGUCUCCGACUUCCAAUGAUACUGAAGCUACCGCAAAGAGUAGAACAAGGUGGGACUUCAGUAAACCCAUCCUAGCGAUAAAUCCAUGGCAAGUAGAAUAUGGUGUAAACAAGAUAAUUAACAAGGUCUAUCUUAUUGGUGAAGGUAAUGAAGGAAUCUUGUUUGAUGAUUUGUCAAUUGCGUUAAAUGGUUCAAUAGUAGCUCUAGUCGAAACCGAUCGUUCUGAACCUAGUGGGUCAGAAGAUCAGAGCGGAGAACUGUAUGUUCAAGGAAGAAUACCCUCUUUAGAGACUAAUUAUUUAGGAUUGGCUCUGAUAAGAUCUAUCACUUGUUUUUCUACUUCCUCUACUUCAAGUGUACUGAAUGGUAAUGACGAUAUGACUCAAAAUCCAAGUGGUAAAAUCCAAUUGUUAACUCCUAUUUCAACUGAAACGUUGAAAAGAUGUAAUGGAAUAAUCAAAAAUGGUUCAAUCGAAAUGCCGACUCCAGGAUUAAUGGAUUGGACAAAACCCAUAAAUGAACAAGAUGGUAUUGCAGGAUACAAUUGGGAUAAUGUACCGUUCUUGGACGUUUCGGGGAUUGAAGUCGUCGGUGGGGAAAGAAGAAGAUGGAGAAAGAAUAUCAUGAGAAAGGGAAUGUAG
Molecule: messenger RNA, 2553 nt
Organism: Kwoniella shivajii
Lineage: Eukaryota; Fungi; Basidiomycota; Tremellomycetes; Tremellales; Cryptococcaceae
Exons: 5
Coding region: 1-2553 (850 amino acids)
Biological process (GO): cleavage in ITS2 between 5.8S rRNA and LSU-rRNA of tricistronic rRNA transcript (SSU-rRNA, 5.8S rRNA, LSU-rRNA)
Cellular component (GO): nucleus
Molecular function (GO): polynucleotide 5'-hydroxyl-kinase activity
Source: RefSeq, a predicted model, not a curated record